AGGGAGAAAACCCGGCGCGGCCGCAGCUCAGGAGGCUCCAUCCCCGGGACACCCGGUGCAGUCCCCGGCGCGAACAGCGCACCGUACACACCGCACCGCACGGCACACCCGCAGUACCGCAUCCGCAGCGGCGACACCUCCCCGCGAACCACCGCAGCCAGGCCCCGGAAUCCAGCGCGGGUUUCUGCGCCAUCCACAGCCGAGCUGGAAGAGAGAGGAGGAGGGAGAGCGGCGGCGGCAAGAGGCGCACAGGGGACACCGCGCAGGACAACCGAGCAACCGGGAGCGUGCACAGCCAGCGGAGGAGCUGACAUGGCGAGUAUACUGUCCAAACGUCUGGGCAAGCGGUCCCUCCUGGGGGCCAGGGUCUGCACCCCAAGUUUAUCUGCAGAUGGCAUGUCCAUGGAAGGGCCCGGAGACCCUAGCGGAGGGGGCCAUCUUGGAGCGUACGAUGGCGGGUGCCUGAAGGAGUGUCUUGAGGAAGGUGCUUAUGCUUCUGGAAGUCGCUUCAAACUCUAUCCAGGCCAGAAGCCCCACAAGUUACCUGUGACUUAUGGAAGGAAAGCGGCGACGUGUCUGACAGCGGCAGCAGCACCACCAGCGGACACUGGAGCGCAGAGGGCGCUGCCUCCACCCCCUCCCCUCCUCACACCGAAGCCAGCCCCAAGUACACAAGUGAGGGGUUCAGCGCUUCACACGUGGAUGAAGGAUUCGAAACGGACCCCGACCCCUUCAUCCUAGACGAACCAGCCCCUCGGAAGAGGAAGAACUCUGUGAAGGUGAUGUACAAGUGUCUGUGGCCAAACUGCGGGAAACUGCUGCGCUCCAUUGUGGGCAUCAAACGCCAUGUAAAGACCCAGCACCUGGGGGAUGGGAUGGAUACUGAUCAGCGUAAGAGAGAAGAGGAUUUCUACUACACCGAAAUCCAAAUGAAGGAGGAAUCCGAGGUGGAGAGCACCCCAAGGAGCCCCAGCACCGCUACCGCCCCCCUCCUCAUUCAGCCUGUGACACCCCGGCCGGAGACGCUGGCAUUAGAGGUGCCCUCUCUGGAGUCUCCAGUGCCCAGCGCUCUCAGUCAGUCCGCCCCGGGCUCCUUCUGGCAUAUCCAGGCUGACCAUGCCUACCAGGCGCUGCCUUCCAUCCAGAUCCCAGUGUCCCCCCACAUCUUCACCAGUAUAAGCUGGGCCGCUGCUCCCACUACGCUUCCUGCCCUCUCUCCAAUCAGAAGCCGGUCGCUCAGUUUCAGCGAACAGCAACAACAGACUCCAUCCAUAAAGUCCCAGCUGAUCGUGGCCUCACCACCCCGGGCGUCUAAUGGGAACAGGAAAGUUCGUGGUGAAGCCAAGAAAUGCCGUAAGGUCUAUGGCAUCGAACACCGGGACCAGUGGUGCACCGCAUGUAGGUGGAAAAAGGCGUGUCAGAGGUUCCUAGACUGAACCCUCUUCCCACCCGCAGAACCUGCUCGUCUCCCAAGAUGGCGGACGUGUUUGGCUUCAAUGCUUCGAGGCUACCAGAGUCCAAACAUCUCUGAGCGAGUGGUGAUGACUAAAGACUGUAUAAAUUGUAAAUGGCAAAACCCUUGUACAUCAAUGUUGGACAGAUUUAAAUUUUUUUUUUUUUUUUAAAGACUGUAGGGAUUUUUAUUUUUUUUUAACUUUGCUAAAUGGACGUGUAGGGACCAAAGUGUUCAAAAAAAAAUCCCUCGUCUCAACAAGUUUCCAAAAGUUUUCCGACAGUAUCGAGAUACCCGUCCGUGUUGUACAUAGCGUCCGUUUCACCGCCAUUGACCUGUAAAUGUCCUACACCGCGACAAUACACUUGUUCUUAUAUUUUGUUACAUGAUUUUUAAUGCAAAAAAAGUUUUAUGUACAGUAAAGAUGCAUUUUGACUCCUACAGGGUCCAUCAAAGAAAAAAUUCCAGUUCCCAUGUGUGUGCCUCUUAGUGUCCGGGGUGGGGGGAGUCUAUGAAGCCAUUUUGUACAUCUGUUUAGAAGUUUGGGUGUUUUCUUAGGGCCCAUUGGUUUGCUUGAGUGGCAACAAAAAGUUCACGAGGAGACGACUAUCUCAUGAUGUGGUGCUCUUAAUCAGUCCAACUGGUUACAUCAAUGUGUACAAUGAGCAGCUAUCCUUCCUUCAUUGGUACCUCCUUGCUUGCGCGCACAAACAUUCUUUUAUUUUGUUGGUUCUAUCCAUUGUUUUUCAAAAACAGCUCAAGUAUUUGGUCCAAAGAACCUUGACAAAUGCACCCAAAGUCCAGGAUCCUUGCCACAGGUAGAUACCUGCAUGGUGAGCACGGUGGCUCCUCUCUCUCUGGUAGUGGGGGUAGAAGGGAGGGUCUAAUACUGAAUGUUCGACACGCGUCUCUGUUAGGUCCAAAGAACCUUGGCAAAGAUACCCAAAGUCUAGGAUCCUUACCAUAAGUGUAUACUUGCCAAGAAAUGGUGACCGUGGUUUCCCUCUCUCUGGUGUUGGGGCAGACGGGAUGGCCUAAUACUGAAUGUCUGAGAAAUGUCUCUGAUCUCCUCAAGAACAUAGAGACAUGGGUAUAUGUCACCACUGGGUUAGGCAUCAUAAAGGACCAAGUAAAGAGCAAUUCCCUCGAAUAGCCUUCAACUCUUGUAUACUCCCAACUUGGUCCAAAAACUAUUUGACCCAUGGUUUCCAAUGUCCAAAUAACAAUGAUGGAGUAUAAAAAAGAGGAGGAAAGUUCUUCUACCAGCUCCAUAGUAGGUCAAUGUCAUCUUUGCUGGUGUCUAGUUGGGUUCUCCCAGUUUUAUGGUCUCCCUUUUUGUUUACCGGCCAUAUUAGGCUUCCUAAAUGUGAUGUCCAAAGACGGGGACAAACAUGACUGUUAUACAAGACACAACCCACGGACUGGUGCGGCACUGUUAUGGGAAGAAAGCAGCCAUGUUUUUCCUAGUUCUGGACAACAGCUUGGCUGUUUUUGAAAAGAUGGUUUGACCGGCAAAAUAACCCAUCUUGGUGCUCUUUAUUGUGAUGGUGCAACGUGAGACAUUCCAGUAUUCAGCAGAGAAAUCUGUAAGGUGGUGCGGCAAGUAUGACAUAGUCUCGAGAACAUGAUCCUUUUUAGAAGGUGUGUUGUCCAUCGUCUGGAGAACUUGGGCAGUACUGUGGCCUCCUUAGGUCAUCUAGACCCCUGUUCCUCAAGGGCGUCCAACAGGCCAUGAUUUAUUAUUUUUUAGGAAUCCCUCCUUGUCUAAACAUUACCCUGGUAGGAUAUCCUCAAAUCGGGAAGUGUUGGAGCUUCUUAAGAACCAUUGAGGAACCCUGAUGGACACUGUAUUCAAGCACUCUCUGUGCCCAAGGAUCGGUCUUCUGACCCAAAAACUCGUUCUGUACGUUGCUUUGGGCCAUUCAUGAGUCUCCUUCGAGAAUUCUGUGGACUUCCUAUUUUUGAUUCUCCUCCAUUUUUGUGCAGGUUCAAAGUUUAAAAAAAAAAAUUAAAUACAUUUCGGCUCGGACCAUUUCUUCAAGGUGCUGUCCAAAAAAUGUUUUGUCUAAGUGUCCCGAAAUUUUUGAGAUACCCAAAAGCACUUAUCGAGAUGUGAUGUUACGGGACAUCUUGGGAGUCAACGAAUGCAAUUUCGUUGGGUUUACCUGCGGUGGCGAAGCCAAAAAAAAAAAUCAUGGCAUGCCCAAUGUCAACAGGAUGAAAGUAUGUGACCCCCCCUCCCCCCCCCCCCCAGCUUUGAGAAGGAUUGGUCCUUAGAGCCUCAAUGCACCUUUUUAAAGAUUAGAUUUUUAUUUUUAUUUUUUUGGUUUCAUGUCAUUGUGUAUCUUUAUAUUUCUUAUUAAUGUGAAUGUAUCUGUAUAGUUAGGAUUUCGCAUUUCAUAGCUGAGCUUUUGCACAAAAAAGUUGGCAGGAUCAGAAAUUUUUUGCUUUUUUUUAUACGAAAUAUAAAGUAUAAAACGGAGAGUGAAUGAUAACCCCCUUCUAUAAAAUGCUGCUGACUGCAUGACGCUGCGUCUGGCCUAGACUGGAAAAAAAAAAAAGACUAUUUUAUGAAUACAUAUGUAGCAAUCCCAAAAAAAAAAAAAAAAAAAAUUCUAUUUUAUAUUUUUUUAAUUGUUUUUGCUUCUUUGGAGCUAGUGUAAUGAAGCUAUAUGAAAAGGGGUUAUCCAGAAAUAGAAAAACAUUUUUUAUUUUUUAUUUUUUUUCAAUAUGAAAUAGCGCCACCGCUGUCCUCAGGUUGUGUGUGGUAUUGCAUCUUGGUCUUAGUGAAGUGAAUGGAACCAAGUUGUAAUAUAACUCACAACCUGAGGACAGGGGUGGUGCUGUUUAUGCGCAAAAUAAAGAAAAAAAAAGGUUUUUUUUGUAAGUUUUUUUUUUUCUUUAUAACCUCUUUUUAAUGCCGUUUUUGUAGCAUAUUCUACGUAACUCGAUCAAACCACUCGGACCCAAGGAUGAGGUAUCCCUAAAAUAAGCUGAACCUCUGUGUUUAGUGUUUUCCCAAACAGUGGACCUUCAGCUGUUGCAAAACUACAACUCCCAGCAUGCCCGGACAGCCUUCGGCUGUCCGGGCAUGCUGGGAGUUGUAGUUUUUCAACAGCUGAAGACACAGUGCUUGAAGAACGCUGCUUUAUACCCUGGUCAUUGGACUUGAGAUGUGAUUGUUUAGUUCUGUAUAGGAUCUGUCACGGUUUAUUUUUUUUAUUUAUUUUUUUAACCCCGCAAAAUCCGUUGACUGGCACACUCCAUGUUGGGGUGUUAAUCUCUUUUGCUCUUUACAUUUUUACACUCCAAACUGCCCAUAACCUACUGCAAAAUUUAGAAUUUUAAUAUAUAUAUUUUUUUUAUUUCUGUAUCCUGUAAUAGUUUUAAUUUUUUUAUAUUUUUUUUUUACAUUUUAUUUACUCAAUUCAGAUCAUUUAUCAUCGAAGCUGUUUUCAAAAUUUCACAAUUUCAAAACAGAAGAAUUUCAAUGCUGAAACCAACCUUCAGAGUUUUUCCAUUUUUUUUAUUUUCGAAAUUUUUACAUACUGGCUGGGGCCAAGUCUUUUUUAUUUUAUUUUUUCCCCCCAAUUGCCCUGCAUCCUACAAAUGUGAUAUAACUUUUUCUUCUCUGAAUUUUUUUAUUUUUAAUUCUGGUGAUAUGGCAACUUAAAGGGGUUAUCCAUGAAAAAAUGAUAUAUAUAGAUAUAGAUAUAUAUAGAUAUAGAUAUAUAUAUAUAAUCUCUCAACUGGCUCCAGAAAGUUAAACAGAUUUGUAAAUUACUUCUAUCAAGAAAUCGUAAUCCUUUCAGUACUUAUGAGCUGCUGAAGUUGAGUUGUUCUUUUCUGUCUAAGUGCUCUCUGAUGACACCUGUCUCGGGAAACGCCCAGUUUAGAAGCAAAUCCCCAUAGCAAACCUCUUCUACUCUGUGCAGUUCCCGAGACAAGCAGAGAUGUCAGCAGAGAGCACUGUUGCCAGACAGAAAACAACAACUCAACUUCAGCAGCUAAAAAGGAUUAAGAUUUUUUUUUAAUAGAAGCAAUUUACAAAUCUAUUAGCUGCUGAAGUUGAGUUGUUGUUUUCUGUCUGGCAACAGUGCUCUCUGCUUGUCUCAGGAACUGCACAGAGUAGAAGAGGUUUGCUAUGGGGAUUUGCUUCUAAACUGGGCGGUUCCCGAGACAGAUGUCAUCAGAGAGCACUUAGACAGAAAAGAACAACUCCACUUCAGCAGCUCAGAAGUACUGGAAGGAUUAAGAUUUUUUAAUAGAAGCAAUUUACCAAUCUAUUUAACUUUCUGGAGCCAGUUGAUAUAAAGAAAAAAAAUACUAAUCAUUUUUUUUUCCUGGAAUACCCCUUUAAGAAAAAAUUUGGCAUGCUCGAGUCCUACAACUGCAAUGAGGUUUGGUGUAUUUUGGUGUUCCCUUAGGACCUCAGCUGUUCCAUGUAAAUGAGACUGACAUUUUUUGUAAAUUAAAAAAAAAUCUGAUUUCUUCUUUUAGUCAAGUGCAAAUUUUUUUGGUUUUAAAUUCAAAUAAUAUUUUUUCGGCAGCUUUUGUAUUGCUGAAAGACCUGCAACCUAUUCUUUCCCAAAUUUUUAAAUAUAAAUAUUAUUUUUUUUCCCUCCUAUAUUUCGGAUUGAGUGAUUAAAAUUGUAUAGGUGUAAGUGUCGGCAGCUUUGAGCACGAUCCCUUGUGAGAUUACGGUUAAGCCAUGUCAAGCUUCACUUCUGACCUCAAGUAGAAGCUCAAGUUUUACUUAUUUUUUAAUUUUUUAAUUUUUAUUUAGCAAAAACUUCAGGAUCCCCGUUGGCUUUGAGUGUAAUUUUAAAUGUUUCACAAAGUUAUAGAAAAAUCUUUUUUUUAAAUUUUUUUUUUUUUUUUUACUUUUUAAUAGUUCCCCUGGCUGAAUUUGUAAUAUUUAAUUUAUUCUGUUAAUAUCUUAAACACAUUAUAGGAAUUUUAUGUUGGACCGAUCCAAAAAUAAGAUGCAAAAAAAAAAAAGGGGUAAUCCAGGAUUAAAAUAAAAACCAUGUCACACUAGCUUAAUACGGACUUGUGUUUUUGUGUCCGAAUUAUGUCCGCACGAACUGGCCUGACUGGUGGUUUUAAAGGGGUGCUCCGGUGGAAAACAUAUUUUUUAUUUUUUUGUUUUUAAAUCAACUGGUGCCAGAAAGUUAAACAGAUUUGUAAAUUACUUCUAUUAAAAAAAU
Messenger RNA from Hyla sarda, 6663 nucleotides. RefSeq names its product zinc finger protein 395 (gene ZNF395). Gene Ontology annotation, molecular function: RNA polymerase II cis-regulatory region sequence-specific DNA binding; DNA-binding transcription factor activity. The record is from RefSeq and is a predicted model, not a curated record. Lineage: Eukaryota; Metazoa; Chordata; Amphibia; Anura; Hylidae. Gene Ontology annotation, biological process: regulation of transcription by RNA polymerase II. Gene Ontology annotation, cellular component: nucleus.